Messenger RNA from Chaetomium strumarium, 886 nucleotides. RefSeq lists its product as uncharacterized. The transcript has a single exon. Lineage: Eukaryota; Fungi; Ascomycota; Sordariomycetes; Sordariales; Chaetomiaceae. The coding region runs from base 311 to 550 and encodes 79 amino acids. The record is from RefSeq and is a predicted model, not a curated record.
UAUCGGGCGAAAUUUCUUGACAUCGCUCCGCGGUUCUCGGAUAUCAGCUCGCGAUCAGUAUUGGUGACCAUGACAUCAGUUCGACGUCCUUGACAUUAGUCGAAAGUUCAUAACAUAAUUCCCGGCUCUUGGCAUCGGCUCGCAGUUCUCGGAUAUCAGACCGGGAACCUCUGGGCCAAGUCACGGAACACCUGACAUUGGAUCGCGAACUAGGUAUCUACCAACAGUGGAUCGCGACCCAGGGCCCCAGUCAAGACUGAUAGCAGGCAGCAUACGGACCUUGCAGUUAUCUGUCGAUGCACAAGCGGUCAUGACGACCGUACGGUCAACGGGUCUCCUUUUCACCACUCAGUUUCUUCACUAUUUCUUAUCUUUCAGGGGUACAGCCGCAUUAAUGAUCGGGGCCAACAUCACGGUGCAUCAUCAUCCUUCUUCUCAUGCAUUUCCGGCCUUUCGUUCACUGCAGAGAUCGGGAAUCACGCUGGUUGGUAAUAAGGAGUUCACUACAGGACACGGACGGAGCAUCAGCAUGACAAGGCAACAGGCAUAGGGCAGGAGGUUUACAUGGUGUCUUUCGGCGGUGGGCAUCUCGGGAUGGGUGGUUUGGUUUGUCUCGUGGUCUUUUCGCGCUCAAUGGGUUUUGCAUGCAUUUUGCUUUGCUUUUCUUCUUUUACUAUUUUCACCAGUUCUCACGGAUCAUAGAUUUCCGGCUGAGGGGUGGCGGCCUUGUGGCGGCCUUGUGGCGACCUGGGCGGCAUAUCUGCUAUUUUACUCUUGCUGCUUUUACACCUUGCUAACAAGCUAACAAGAUAUAUGCGAUGUUGCGGUGGUUCCUUUUUUUUUCUUUCUUUUUCUUUUUUUUUCUUUUUCUUUUUUUUUUCUUUUU